This is a messenger RNA of Gregarina niphandrodes, 1530 nucleotides long. RefSeq lists its product as hypothetical. Bases 1 to 1530 code for a protein of 509 amino acids. NCBI's taxonomy places the organism in Eukaryota, Apicomplexa, Conoidasida, Eugregarinorida, Gregarinidae. The record is from RefSeq and is a predicted model, not a curated record. The transcript has a single exon.
AUGGAUGGGCUGAAAUCGCUGAAUGGUCGGCUUGAGCGCAAGAGAAUGCUUUUACAGAGUCUCUCCAGGGUUCCCCUAGUUGAGACACCGGUAGCGGAGUGCUGUCCAGCGGACACCGUCAAUUAUGCGACCUGGGUUACUGACCUAGAUGGCGAACUACCGAGGAGAGCCUCCGACAGCAAAUGGCAAUUGACCCCGGCAGAAACGGGCGACAUUAAGGCGCGCUUGAAAAGGGUUUCAGAACUUCAGAACCGAAUUCAUAAUCUUAGUGCUGGCAUCCGAGCCGUAGGCAUCCAAGACGAGGACAUCAGAGAAGAGGUUGACCGGAACCCCGUGCGUCGCGGCGUGGAGAGCCGCGGCGUCCAGAAUCAGGGCGUGGACGUUCGCAACGUGGAGGAUCGCAGCGCGGAACGUGCCCGGCGAGGCUCGACAAAGAAGAAUGAGACGAUGAACUCGGAGAUUAGAGGUAAACGGAAAUCGGUGCCCUAUGAGCCGGAACGAGAGAGUUUUGACGACAUUGACGCCCAUCAGAAGCGAUUUUCGGAAGGAGCGGCGCUACUAAAUCGCGAGGAGGAGACUAACGUGUAUGGGGAACCGGCGAGUGCUCGACGACAGGAACGACGGGCAUUGUCAAGGCCUGCGAACUACCUGGUACGUGAAGAAUUCCUGUCUACACCGACCCGUGAGGCAGCAAAGCCUCAGGAUCUGGCAACAUGUCUCGGUCCAGAGAUAUCUCGUCAGGUAGCGAGUGUCCAAUGUGAGAUUAUAGGAGCAACGACAACGGAAGAGCACACCCAAACGGAGCCAAGAGAACAGCGGCGUUCUUUGGAGUCUAACGAGGUGGAGGUCCCUGUCGCGUCGGUGAGCCCCCCGACAUCCUUAAUUUGGCCAUCCCCGAGUACCCUUUCUCUAUGUACGGCGGAACGGCCGCCUCCCCAGCCGAAGGACGCGUCUGCUGACAAAACCCCCAGCAAGAUCCCCCCGGCAAAGUCGCCUACCCCCCAGACCGGCAACAAGGAGACGAGGAGCCCUGACCGACUAUCUGUCACUGAGGAAAUGAUAAGGGGACACAGAGGUAAGUCAGUGAAGUCUCCGAGCCACCUACGCAAGGAUCCAGCGUCCUACGAACUGGCCACGACUGGGACCCAGCCAACUGCAAAGCAGCCCGUUGAGCUGAACUUCCCCAACGUCGGUCUGCAUUCUCCCUCUAGAGCGGAGCGUAGUCCGCCAUCUACGGUGAAAUUGUUUCUACCGACCUCCUUGGGGUCUUCUGCUUCCUUGGCGACUGAUGAACAAAGCGUCGAGGAACAUGUUGUCGAGGAGCGCGGAGGUGUCCCAGAGUUGAAGCGUCUGCUUCCCCCGCAUUAUUGCUCCGAGGUCAUGGUUGUCAAGGGCCCGUUCUGCGAGUCGGCUGACGAGUGUAUCAAGCAUUUGAAGAACGGUAUAGGAAUGGGUGGGCCCGAGAUCUUGCAUGUAAGAUACCCAUUGCGAAUCGCGUAUUCUGACCACUUCGAUUCCUCACCUUUUUAG